Messenger RNA from Haliotis rubra (blacklip abalone), 4444 nucleotides. RefSeq names its product hybrid PKS-NRPS synthetase pytA-like. Gene Ontology annotation, molecular function: fatty acid synthase activity. The transcript is spliced from 2 exons. Gene Ontology annotation, biological process: secondary metabolite biosynthetic process; fatty acid biosynthetic process. NCBI's taxonomy places the organism in Eukaryota, Metazoa, Mollusca, Gastropoda, Lepetellida, Haliotidae. The record is from RefSeq and is a predicted model, not a curated record. The coding region runs from base 162 to 3098 and encodes 978 amino acids.
UUGCUCAUUGUCACAAUGGCAACACCAUUAGACUACCAAAGCCCAGAUAGAAAAUCUCAUGCACUUGCUUGCAUUCACGAAAGUAUUCGGGCAUUCAUCAGAUGUGUUAGAAGGAAUUCACAAGGCUAAAUGUAAAAUCACUGGAUCUCAAUGUUGGUAACAUGGACCAAUACGAUGCAACUAUCAUAAUGUCUGAAAUUUCGCAAGUCUUGAAUGUCAAGGGUCAUGCUGAAUUCGAAAGCCUUCAUAGACGAUUGUAUGGACAGACGUUUCAAAAGGAAACCGACUCAACACCGCCAUUUAGACUGGACAGGAAGAUGGCCAGUCUGGACACUGUACUCUAUUCAACUUCGUCCGAAGAAAUAUCACAGCCUUUCUUUACAAUGUCAAGAAACAUGCAAGAAAGGGGCAAAGAUGACAUUUUGCUUUCUGCACAGUGUGUAGCAGUUCACUCUAAAUUCCUGUCUGAACAAGUUCUGUAUCCUCUUGACAAUGGAGGCUACAUGGGAACCAGCAAGGGAAAUCCUGUAGUUACAUUUGAAUCAACUGGCUUUGCACACGGAAAAAGCAGAAGAAAGAUGUACAUUGCCUGCUAUCCACAACAGGUGAGAUAUGAACACUAUGUCCCAAUGAAAUUUGCACUGAAUGUCAAACACUUAGGAGGUCAUUUUGAGACAGGAUUUAUGCUGAAGCUGUACUGUCUAUGGCGAAUGUGUGGUGAGUGCAGCAUGAAAGAUGUGGUUAUACUCUACUCACACCAAACAAGGAAAUAUGCAGAAGCGAUGGAAAUCAUAUUGUUGUCAAAACAAACCAGGACAGUUUCUUUACUGACUCCAGAAGAAAUACCAAGCCACAAAGGACAUCAUGUUCUCAUAUCAACUACUCAAAUUACAACAGAACUAGCACAACAGAUUGUCCUUGCAUGGGACUGUCUUGAACAGCUUAUAUCCUUAGAGAAGCUGAUAUCACUCAAAGUGAUAAAUUUGCUAAAGUCUGUAAAGCCAAGACUGAAUAUAGCAAUUGUCAGGACCCAAGAGUUCCUAGCCUUCUGUCAAAUGGAUGAACAUAUUCCAAAGCUAUACACAUGGAUAAAGAAAAAUAAACAGAAUAUCACAAAGAUAUGCAUUUCAUUCAGGGACUGCAACGACAUUGCCUUGAAACACCACCAUAGUGCUCCUAUUAACAUAGCAGAAGUCCUAGGAACAUGGGAGUUCAACAUGCAAGAGAACAGCAGCGUCACCACAACACAGUUAAAGGUCCCUGAGAUUCUCUUGUUUGACAGGAAGGGAAUGUACCUUGUUGUGGGUGGAAUGACAGGACUAGGAUGGGAAUGUGUCUUGUAUCUUGCAUCCAAAGGUGCUGGGUGCAUUACUAUUAUCAGCAGACGUAAUCCAGAUCCAAACAAACAAGAUGAAAUGAAGCAUUUGUCCGAGAUGUAUGGAUGCAUUGUAACAUCACAGUCAGCUGAUGUUCAAGAUAUCAAAGAAAUAGGAUCAGCUUUGAAGAAGCUCGGAACCCGUUUCCCUGCCUAUACUCUGAAAGGAAUUUUCUUUGGAGCUGCUGUUCUGAAAGAUGCACUUCUUCUGGAAAUGACGAGAGACAAGUUCAAGACAGCGUCUUCUCCCAAGGUUGCUGGAUCCUGGAACCUGCAUAUCCUGACAGAGCAUCUCCCACUGGACUAUUUUGUGCUGUUUUCAUCAGUAACAUCUCUCUUUGGAAAUGCUGGACAGGCAAACUAUGGUGCUGGAAAUGGAUUCAUGGAUGCCCUAGCCCAUGUCAGGAGGCAAAAUGGCAAGUGUGGUCAGACUGUAAACUGGGGUCCUCUGAAUAUGGGCAUGCUGCAAGAAAGACUUUUAAAACAAAUGGAAUCGUAUGGAUACUUUCUGAUACACAAGAGAAGUAUACCUGACUGCCUCACACACAUCCUUAUGUUGAAUAAGCCACAGAUCAUUAUGUGCGGUCUCGAGUUGGUAAAAUUUGGACCAAGCCUUCAAAGAGAGAACAAUGUGGAACUGGAGUCUCGAUUUAGAUCGGUCUUGUAUCCAUUUAAGGCAGCAGUGUCUUCAGCUGCACCUAGUAAUGUGGAAACAUUUGACUUUGAGGAAAUGAAGAAAAUGUCAAAGGAAAAUGUUCUAGCCAAACUUGUGAAGUACGUGAAGACUGUGGUUAUUGAUGUAGCUAUGCUUGACGAAUCCUCUCUAGAUGUGGAGCAGGGAACCAGAGAUCAGGGAGUUGACUCAAUGAAUUUCAUGCAAAUUACUGGGAAAAUCAUGGAUGACACACACGUUCAGCUAUCAUCAACAAAAUUGAAUGUUGAAAACGCAUCGGUGACUCAAAUCUCACAGUACAUUUAUGAUGACUGGAUGAUCAAAGGGAAUGGUGAUGAGAAACAUGAGCAGUCUCUUCCAGUCAAAGAUUCAUCAGAAUCUGACUCAGUUCUUCUCCCAGGAGAACAGUUUGUUUUUGACAACUACAUGAGAGAUCCAAACCAUAUAUCACAUUUAUUGAUUGCGGAAGUGGAAUUGCCUGAUGUUUUAGAGCCAACGUCUAUCAAGAAAAUGCUCCAGGAAAACGUCAGACGACACCCAAUCUGCAGGACAACUUUUCAUGAUGUGAAUGGAGAAGCAAGAAAAUCAAUACUGAGUGCUGGGGCUGAUAUUGACUACAGGAUAGGUGAUCUGACAAACCAUCCUGACGUAACACGUCUCACAGAGGAACGGUUUUAUCUUGACCGCCAAGGGCCAAUACGAUUUGUCUUUGUGAAAGGAAAUCCCCCACAUCUCAUCAUUAUCUUUCACAGAAUUGGCUUUGACCACCAUGGAAUUACAGUCUUCGUAAAUGACUUCAUGAAUAUAGGUCAAGCUUUCUCACAGGGACAGUCUCUGGGCGAUGUACAAAGUUCUCCAGAUAUGUCCAUUGGUCCAGAAAUAAGGACAAUCCUUCAACCAAGAUAUGAACACAUUAAGGAAUUUUGGAAAAAAACACUUGAAACAGUUCCAUACAUUUCCUUUGCAGAUAAGGCCGUGUCAUCCACACCACAAAUGGACAGUAUAAGUGAAACGAUAUGCGAGGUGACUUUGGUGCCACUGUUCGGGUGAAAGCAUUGUUUGGCCCUAACACAGAACUUUAUUUUGACAUCCUCAACAGGAAAAUGUCCAAGACAAUAGCCAUUGUCUUGUAUGCCCGGAAAGAUUGUUUCACAGAGAAACGCAUUCAUAUGAUCCUCAACGCAUUUUUGGGCUUACUUGAAGACACUGUAGCAAAUCCACAGAUUACAGUCCGGACACUACACUCUAAACCAUACAUCACACAACUUCAAGACAAGAAAACUCGUUUCUGACUAAGUACUUCAAUCAAUAUGUGACGUUGUAGCAUAUACUAUAGAGAUUGACUACAUUGUUAGUUCAUUGUUUUCUCUCACAUCAAUAAUGCUGGCGUUUACUUUGUGAAAGAAUAGCGAUGCUGCUAAUGCAUGGGUAUAUUUUACUACGAUGUUGAAAGAGAGUGGAUAGAAAGUGUCAAACAGUCACAGAUGGGUAAGACCCACCAAAGAAAACGGAUAUAUACACGCUGAAAGUGUAUUUACUUCAUGUUCGUUAAUGUCAUGGAAUUAAUAUCAAGUGAGGUAAGAAACUCACAUAUGUACUUUUUCCUAUGUAUUUUUGCUAAUAGGUGUUCAGCUGGAUCUGUACUAUGACAUGAAUAUUAUUGUACACAUUUGUAUUAUAGCUAUGUUAUGUAUCACGAUUGUAGCCUUGAACAAACAAACAUACAUGCAUGCUCACGCACGCAGGCACAUACAUGCAUGCAUGCAUACAUACAUACAUACAUACAUACAUACAUACAUACAUACAUACAUACAUACAUACAUACAUACAUACAUACAUACAUACAUACAUACAUACUAGUCUAUGUCUACGUCUAGUAUCUUGAAUAUUAUACAGGACACUCUUAUUUCAUAUUGUCUUCUCGUGUACAUGAUAUAUUUUGAACACAAAAUGUUUGUAUGUCCUACAUCAGAUGGAGAUUUUUGUAAACACAAAUAUGUUCUUAUUUUAUGACUAUUUUCAUAUACUUCUACUUACAUGUGGAAGGUGGUGUCUCAAAUCUAAACAUAUACAUAACCUUCUCGUCAAUGUUUAUGAUAUCCUGACAGAGCAGAGAUAUGGAGUGUAAUGUGUCAUUUUGAAAUUGGUGGUAUCACAAGUGGUAUCACAAGCAGACGAAAGUCACUUUGGAAGUAUAUUGACUUUGUGUGCAUUCACUAACGUAGAAACUCAGGUAUGCUAUGUCAACAAAGUCUAAGAUAAUAACUGAAUUAAACUGUGGAUACUGCUCACACUUGCAAUGGAGCUAUACUUUAUAUCUUGGUUUAGUUAGUCAAACAUAUACAUUAUGGUUUCAAACAUGCAACGGGUGAAUGGCAAACUUGCACUUUCCGUGU